AUGGAGCUGAGCUGCUCUGCCGUGCCGAGUGAAGCGGCCCACUUGACACAAAGCGGGACACAACGACAACGUAUCCGGCAAGCCUGUAAGCAAUGUCACUUGCUGAAGGCAAAAUGCUCCGGCUCAACACCUGCCUGUGAGCGGUGCUGUAAGAAGGGCAUCCCAUGCCAAUAUGCAGUACCUAAACCUCCCCCGAAGACGCGAAAGAGGCGAAGAGCGGUUCCGUUAUGUGAAGACACUCAAGCAAGCCCGCUGUCGUCUCCACUAGAGACUCCUCAAGAAGACUCCCAGCGCCGUUUGUCCAGCAAUGUACAAUCUGCGAUCUCGCCGAAAGUAAAUAAUACCCACACCGAUCCCCAUCACAAGAAUGAUUACGCCUGCAAAGAGCUUGGGUUGGAGAAGACCAUCAUCCGACUCUAUAUCGACGCAUACUUCGAGCACGUCGCCGUUCUCUGUGAGAAUGGUUUCAUCCAUCGCGCCUUGUUGCUGCGUGCCUGGACGAGUGGAGCAGUUGACCCAGCCUUGCUGAAAGCGAUGUGCAGCGCGUCGGCAGAUUACGUGCCUGCAAGCAUGUCUGCAUCCACAAGAAGGGAAAGCUGGCUUCUUGAGGCUGAGUCGUAUAUAUGGUCAAAUAUUGGACGGCCAUCCAUCGCAGUUCUUCAAGUGCUGGUAAUCGUGAUUUCCCAGAAAUUUGCACUAUCUCGUUUCCUGGCCUUGCAGCCUUUUCUCGGAAUCGCAGCGAAGAUGGCUUUUCUGCUCAGACUCAACCAUGAGAACAGCAAGCUUUCUAUCACUGCUCGGGAGAUUCGUCGUCGUAUUAUGUGGUCUAUCUUCAUCUUGGAAAGGCGACUUGCGGGUGGCCAAGUGGAUCUGGUAACAUGUACUCACAAUCUGAUGCAUAUACAACUUCCUUCAAACGAGAAGGAGUUUGAGCUAGGAAUUCCGGGUAGAACUGGGCUCCUUGUUCCUUUGGAUAUUGACAAAGAGAGCUCAAACAUGGGGACUAGGGCAUACUUUUGCAGACUUUCAAGUAUCCGUCAUGAGAUUCUCCAGCAAGUGAAACCACGAGUCAUCUCGGAAGGCGCCCGGGCAGAUGACACUCGCGGUGAUCUACUUCAGUUGGAAUCCGACUUGUUGAAUCUGAAAACUUCGUUACCCGCAUCUCUGGCGUUGAAUGAACGCAACUUGAGCCUGCGCGCUUACUCACCACACAUGCGGCGGUAUUUUAUGCUGCAUGCUCAAUGGCACCAAUGCCACUGUGACUUGUAUAGGUUCCUGAUAACUGGGCUGCGGGAUUCCCUGCCAGAUGAAGCUUUUAAGCAGACGUCAACUGAGUAUGCAACGUACUGUCAAUUGCGGGCCGUUAACCACGCGAAAUCACUCGUUGAUUUACUUCAAAUGGCAGGAAAGUUUGGCGAUGAAACGCUGCAGGACCCUGGGAUCAAGAUUUUUGUGUAUCAAUGCACGAGGAUCCUGAUACGAGCUUUCGACAUUGGGCUGUUGGAAACUCAGUCAGCAGCACUGGAAACACUUCAUAAACUCAAGGACGCAGCUGACGUUCUGACCCCUCUUAUUGCAAUGGACGAAUCCACUCGCCAGCUGUACAAUGGAAUCCAAAAAUUGAUUCACACUGCGGUCGCGCGGGCUUCGGAUCCCGAUACAAUGACCCCGGAUUCAGAGGCGGAGCAAAUUUUAGACACCAACAUACUCGACAUUUUAGCUCGAGUUCGACAGAAUGACCUUGAGAAAGGCGAGGAAGUGCUUCAGCACUAUCCCCAAAGCCCUCCCGUGACGGCGACGGCGUCUAGUCAGCUUGGUCCCGCAGGCACAGAAGCAGGAAAUGAUGACAAUAAAGCAUCUCCGGCGGAAAGCCCAGCCAGAAGAGAAGAUUUUGGAGACCAAUCAUGGUAUACAGGACUCGAGACCGAAGAAGUACUUGGAUCUGGGUCCUUUACAAACAUACUCGAUGAAUUUGGGGAAUCAAUGCUCGGGUUUCAGUUCCAGGAUGUUGAGCAGUUAUACGAUGGAUACUUGUGA
Messenger RNA from Penicillium olsonii, 2037 nucleotides. Lineage: Eukaryota; Fungi; Ascomycota; Eurotiomycetes; Eurotiales; Aspergillaceae. The record is from the annotation of a GenBank genome assembly.